AUGUUCAGAACUGCAUCCCGAGUCAUAUUUACUCGCCAUCCUUAUGCUAGAAGAUUCUCUCCCACUCUUCUUGGUGUCGCGAAUCUCAGUCAGACUACGACGAAAUCCCUGCUAGAGACCUCCACAAAAAACACAGUUCAACGCAUUGGUAGACAUGUUCUCCGAUUCACACUCUUUGCAUUUGCCUCCAUUGUCAUUGUAUAUGAAGGCGCACAUCUCUACGUGGAGCGUGUACAAAUGGCACCAGAAACUGAUCCUGAGGUUAAGAAAUGGGAAUGGGAUCUCAUCAACAGCGAUUGGACAGGCGACCUUAUCAAAGGAGGUUUCAAAGCGCGUCAUAUCAUUCGUGCCGCCUUUUCAACAUACCACAAUGAUGUACAGGAUUCCACGGUAGUGGUGGAAGAAGAAAACUCUGAGGAACAUGAUCAAUCGCCAGGACUUACUCAUGUUGUCGAUGCUCGGCUAUACGAGACAGAAAGGCAUCUCAAUAAUGCCAUUUCCCUGAUUGAGGGAAACCUGGCCAAUGAUGAUCACUCCUCCCAUGCAUUUUGUAUGCUUCUUAUCCGCCAUGCUGACGUGUUGGAGCAACUGGGACAUCGCAUGCACCUCAUGCUAGCGAAGGAUGACUACCAGCGCGCCUGGCAGCAUUGCAAAACUCCACAAUAUCGAGAGUUUAUAGCAUACAAACUUGGCGAUCUGAACAGCCGACUUGGAAGGUCGACCGAAGCAAUGAAAUGGUGGAACAUCUCCACUCAGCUUAUUCAAGAAAGGAAUCACGAAUCCGUGGGUGUAUCCACUGGCUAUCAAUCGAUUCCACAUUCGCCAUUGGCUCAGCGUAUCCUGGCUUCUAUCCUUGUGUCAAAAUCUGCAUAUUUAGCUGCGUCUGGGAAUAUCGUUGAGGCACAGACCAUAGAAGAGUCUGCCCUCAAUUUCCUCCGCUCCAUCCGCCAUCCUGAUUCAAUAGCUACCACUUCCCCUCCUCAAGCUCUCCAUGCAGCGUAUCUGCUCCAGCGCUCCUCUCUCCUGUUCGUUCACCAAGCAGAAGUUUUUCAUGCCCAACGUCAACCUGUGAAUGUCUCUAUCCAAUGGCUCGCGUCCGCCGCCGAAUCGUCGGAACGCGUCGCAGAUAUCCUCACGGGUGCUAAAUUUGAACCUAAAUCAAAAUCUGACAGAUCCAGCCCUUUAACUCGUCCCAAAACUUCAGUAGAACUUCUUUCCGUAUAUGCAAGCUCGCCUUCCAUGAAUGGCCCAGCUAAAGCAUUGCUGCGAGAUGCGCGUCGCACUGCUGCCGAAGCGUGGAAUAUGAUGGGUAUACUACACGAACAGCGAGAUGGUAGAGGAUCUCGUUCGGCCCUCGAAUGCUUCGAGCGUGCGUUAUCCUGGGCAGGGACUGUUGAAGAUGAUAACAAGAGCUUAGGGCCAGCUAAGGAUACUUUGCAUUCAGAUUGGCAUAUUUAUUGGUCUAACUAUCAACGCGCUAAGAACAUUCAGGCAAGUUCUAAUUGA
Molecule: messenger RNA, 1506 nt
Organism: Psilocybe cubensis
Lineage: Eukaryota; Fungi; Basidiomycota; Agaricomycetes; Agaricales; Agrocybaceae
Exons: 2
Coding region: 1-1506 (501 amino acids)
Source: RefSeq, a predicted model, not a curated record